Molecule: messenger RNA, 846 nt
Organism: Funneliformis mosseae
Lineage: Eukaryota; Fungi; Glomeromycota; Glomeromycetes; Glomerales; Glomeraceae
Source: the annotation of a GenBank genome assembly
AUGUCUCUACAAAGUUUAAGAAAUAAACCUAGAAGGCCUUUUUGGAAACUUCCCCAACAUCGUUUACCAGUACUAUCUCUUUACAAAUCUUUACUUAAAAUAUCCAAAUCAUUUCCCGAUGAACUUCAUCAAAAGUAUUUAUUCUACCAUAUUCGUCAAAAAUUUAGGUUAAGGAGGCACGAAACUUCAAUAACCAAGACCAUUGAAUAUUUAUCAGAGGCUCAAGAGUGUAAAUCUACUAUAAUAAAAGCGCUUAACGGAGAUACGGAAGCUUUCCAACAUAUUGAUGACUUAACAUGGGGUAGAAAAGGGAGACUUAAAGAAGUUCUGGAUAUCUUGGAAAAUUGGAAGAAGCCUAAGUUGCAUAAAUUCGUCAAGGAUACACGGACUUAUGGUAAUCGCGCACGUGAUCCUCAUCCAGCUUAUAGAAUUCCUUUAGACAAACGUUUAUAUACUCCUCCAGAAUACAAAGAACCAAUAAAAAUAUUUCCAAAGAAAAAACAUCCUUUUAGACCAAACUUAAGGAAAUAUACAGUAAUUACUCAGUUGGGUUAUAAACUUUGGAGGGUUCGAGGAUGGAAACAACCCACUUGGAUUUCCUUGAUGAUGAAUAAACGUAUAAAAGCACAUCAGAGGCGUAUUGAUAGAUAUCAUCAACUGGAAGAACAACUUGAAAUGGUUAGAUUAGAACAACGCAUACUUCGAAUGUUAGACCCAACUUUAGUUCUAGAGGAAAAAGAAUUUGAAAAGAGAAUACUUAGUGAAUUAGGCGAAAGCAAAAAGUAUCAUGAUAGAAUACUUAAGAUGCAAGCAAAAAAAGAAGAAUUAGAUGAAGCAGACAUAUAG